AUGAUUAAAAGCGAACAGAUUCCAAUUGACAACAUUAACUAUAAUUUAAAAAUCGAAGAAAAUGAUGACGAUAAUAAAAAAUCUAAGAAAAUUUGUGAAUUAAUAAAUUGCAAUGAUAAAAACAUGAUUAAUUAUAUAUAUAAAGAUAUAAUUCCUGAAGGAAAGGCAUAUGAAAUCCCAAAUAUAAACAAUUUUAACAACUAUUAUAAUGAAGAUGAUAACAAUUAUGAUAUAGAUAAAAACAAAAAAAUUAUAGAUAUACUUGAUAUAAAUGAAAGGGCAAAAAUUCAAAAUAGUAUGAACCAAUUCGAUUCGAAUUAUAAAAUUCGUUUAGAAGAAAACAAUGAUGUUAUAACGGAAUUAAUUAACAAUCAAACAUCAGAGAGAGGAGUAUUUCAUAAUAUUGUUGCCCGAUCCCAAACAAAUAAUAAUAAAGAAAAUUUAAAUAAUAAUAAAUUAGAAAUAUCAGAGCCACCUUCGGGAAGUUCAAAAAAUACUAUAUUAGCAAAAAAGACGAAUCAAAAACCAUACCCAAUUCAAGAGAACAUAUUAAAUGCAAUAAACAAAAGUGAAAAUAAUGGCUAUGAACAAAAAAUCACAAAUAAUAAAAUAUUAGAAAAUAUUUCACAAGGAAGUACUGGAAUUUUAGAUGAAAAACAAAAUGAUCAAGAAGUAAAAACUAAUUUACUUUCGAAUGCCAAAAAGGGGUGUUCACAUAUUUUUAAAGGUUAUGAAACAGAUCAAAUCUUAAAUGUAUUGAAUAUUAUUUCCAAAGAACAUAUAUAUACAAAAAGUUAUUAUUCAGAUAAUUAUGCCGAGAAACUGGAACAAGAAUCAAAUCUAAAACUUAGUGAUUUAUCAAAUUAUAAUGAUCUAGAUAUAAACAAUGAUCAAAUACAAACAAAGAUCAUAGAAAAUGAAAAUGAUUCUAAGGGCAAUACUAUCGCUGACAAGAAAACUAGUAGCAAUAGAAUGCCGUUUUUAAAAUCGAUGAGCAAAAAUGACAAAUUAAUAUACUUAACACUUUUGAAAAAUAUAGAUAAACAUACUUUACUAAGUAUUAAUAAAAAUGUGUUUUUUUUAAAAAGAAUACAACAAUAUUUCUAUAGAAAAUAUAUUCAUAUUAAAUUUCCAAAUGAUUUGGAUAAUUAUUAUUAUUUCAUAAAUAUGGAUUGGUUUAAUAAACUUAAAAAUUUUUUGUUUACUGAUUCUGGAGAAUUCCCAGGUGAAAUCACAAAUUAUAAAUUAUAUACCAAUGAAAACAUUAAUAUAAUGAAUUUUGAAGAUAUUACAAAUAUAGAAAAUUUUAAAUCAGAUUUAAAAGAAGGUAAAGAUUAUAUAUGUAUUAACAAAUAUAUGUGGAGGUUCUUAUAUUAUACAUUUAAAGGUGGUCCAUGUAUUAAACGGAAUAGUAACAAUAUAUAUGAUAAAAUUGUACCUAUAUCAAAUAAUGAUAUACCUAACAAUAAUAUUAUUCAUUCAUUAGAAUUCCAAUACAUAGAUAAAUUAUUUUCAUUAUUUAAUUACUCUCAUGAUAGUACUACAAAUAUAGAAAAUGUUUCACAAAGCAAAAAUCAAAUAAAAACAAAGCAAUACUUUGCUGAUUCUUAUCAAGAUCUUUUAAUGUAUUAUAAAUUAGCAAAUGAAGAUCCCAAUACAACUUUUCAUUCUAGUAAUAAAAGAGAAAAUUAUUUUGAAAAACAAAACAUGGAUUUAAUCAAAAAAACACCUACUAAUAAUAUGCCACCCAUUCAAUCCAAUAUUUCAAAUAAACAGUUAGGAAACCCAAAAAAUAAUAUAACCAAUAAGACUAUCGUCCAUAAUGCCUCCUUAAAUUCAGAUAAUCAAGGUGGCCCACCUAAUAUAGAGGUAGCAAAUAAAAAUAAUUACAAAGGCACUCAAAGAAAGGGUUCCGAGAGAGCUAACAAUAGUGCUAACCAAAAUAGUCGCAACCAAAAUACCACUAACAAAAAUACCUCUAACCAAAAUAGCACUAGCCAAAAUAACGCUAACCAAAAUAAUGGUGAUCAAAAUGACGAUGACAAAAACCGAGACGAUCAAAAUAGUGAUAAUCAAAGCAAAAAUAAUAGUGACACUAGCCAAUCCAACAGUAACGAUGGAAGCGUAAGAAAAAAGCAGGUGCAAGCCAAUAGUGCAAAUAAAAAUAAAAAUGGUAAACCAAAAUGUGCCGUAAGCAAAGUUAAUAAUCCUGAAAUUGGCAAUAUGAAAAGAGAAUGCUCUGAUGGAAAUAACACCAAAAGUACUAGCACCGAAUGUAAUGCCAAUUCUAGUAAUAAUCCCCCCCAAAAAAAUGAAAAUUCUAAAGGUCAUAAAAAUAUUGAAAAUAAAAUGAAUCCACAAAAUAAAACAUUAACUAGUAAUAAUAAUACUAAUCAAAAUAGUUUGGCACCUCAGAAUGCAUCAUCAAAAAAAAAUCCGGUUGUUUACCAUUCAUCAAAUGGAAAUGAUAUUUAUAAAUCUUGUGAAGAAUAUAAUAAUGGUGCUACAUCAAGUAAUGGAUAUGUUACUACAACUGAAACAGAUUCUAAAGGAACACCAGAAAAUAUCUUGAAAAAUGACCUCAAUAAGAAAAAAAAUCAAACUAAAUCAAACAGUAGUAGUUGUACUAAUAUGAGCAGUACCAAUAGCAGUUCUAGUUAUAACAGUGACAAUAAUAAACCUGAGAAAAAUACCAGAAAAUGUUCUUCAGAAAUAAAUAAAAAUGUUAGUAAAAGCAACAUUAAUAGUGCUAUGAAUCAUCCUGAAAAUAAAAAUAUACAAAAAGGUAAACAAAUUAAUAAUAUGAAUAAAGAUAUACCCCAAAAAAAUAAUAUGAUAACCUACAAGCCCAGUUGCUCUAGUGACAGCAGUAGCUAUCAAACAAAAAGUAGCAAUAGUAGCAACUUUAGUAUACGUGAUCAAAGUUCAUCUAAUUCUAAUAGUGAUGAUUAUAAAACGAGUAGGAAAAAUUUAAUGGAAGAAGAUAUAGAAAAUGAACAUGUAAGUAGUAUAGUAAAAGUAGAACAUCCAGCCGGUAUUAUAAAUUAUUCUACUACUUGCUAUGUUAAUGUAGUUAUGCAAUGCUUAUCGGUUUUCCGAAUAUUUAUAUACACGUUACAUAAUUAUGUAACAGGUAAAUUUAAAGAUUCCAAUGCAUCAAGUGAUGAUAGUAAUAGUAAAAAUAGCUCAAUUGUUAACAAAAAUUUUUUUACAAAUUCUAUACCUUUUAAUUUAUUUGGAAAUAAUAAUAAAAAUAAUAAUGAACAAUUACUUAUAUCAUUUUCAAAGAAAUUAUUUGAAUUAAGUAAAAUGCAUAAGUCUCCCACAGUAAUAGAAAUUAAUAGAUUUUUAAAUUUAUUAAAUCAAAAAUAUUCUUAUUUAUUUGAAUGUAAUGAACAACAAGAUUGUCAUGAGUUCCUUUUAUUAGUUUUUGAUUAUAUUCAUAACAUGAUGAAAAUAGUUGAUGAAUCAGUUGAUAAAAAUAAUCAAAUCGAUUAUUAUCUAAAAAAAGAACAAUCAAUUAUAUCAGAUCAAUUCUUAGGUUUAAUUGAAGAAAAAAUUACGUGUUCCAAAUGUGAAUACGUCAAUUGUGUAUAUCAGCCUAUUUAUAAUUUAAGUGUUAAUUUUUUUAAAAAAAAUACAGAAAAUAAUUUAAAUGAUAAUCUUAUUGAAUAUUUUAAAAAAGAAGAAGUUAAUUCUACUUGUGAAAAAUGUAAAUCAACAAAAAUGUAUAAAUGCUCUUAUGUAUACAAACAACCAAAAAUUCUAAUUGUUCAUUUAAUUCGAUUGUUAGAAGAUGGAUCGAAAAUAGACAAACCUAUCAAGUUUGAUGUCUUAAAUUUUAAUAUCCAAAAUGUAUUAAAGAAGGAAAACGAUAAUUUUAUUGAACCACCAAAAAAUUAUGAUUUAUGCGGUGUUAUUGUUCAUAGAGGACUCAAUUCAAAUUAUGGCCAUUAUAUAUGUUAUACUAAAAGAGUACAUUCUAAUGGAAAGACAGUGUGGUACAAAUUUGAUGACAGUUUAGUGCGAGUCGUCGAUAUUAAAGAAGUGGCAUCAGCCAAAGCCUAUUGUCUUUUUUAUGAAAGCAAAUAA
Molecule: messenger RNA, 4092 nt
Organism: Plasmodium vinckei vinckei
Lineage: Eukaryota; Apicomplexa; Aconoidasida; Haemosporida; Plasmodiidae
Product: ubiquitin specific protease, putative
Exons: 2
Coding region: 1-4092 (1363 amino acids)
Biological process (GO): protein deubiquitination
Molecular function (GO): cysteine-type deubiquitinase activity
Source: RefSeq, a predicted model, not a curated record